Molecule: messenger RNA, 1028 nt
Organism: Clunio marinus
Lineage: Eukaryota; Metazoa; Arthropoda; Insecta; Diptera; Chironomidae
Source: the annotation of a GenBank genome assembly
UCAGUUGAUUGUUCUUCAGUGAUUUAAUUGAUUUGAAAUGAAACUUCUUUUGAUUUUUGCUUUGUGUGUUGUUGGAACUUUUGCAGCCGAAGGUCCAAUUUAUGAGUUCCCAGAAUGGUGGGAAGGUCGUGACAUCAAACAAUCUGAAUAUAUUCAAAGUAAAGUCAGAGGUGGUAGAAUCAUUGGAGGACAAGAAGCAACACCAAAUCAAUUUCCUUAUCAAGCCGGACUUCGACUUUCAUUUGCAACCACUCAAAACAUUGGAACAUGUGGAGGAUCUUUAGUUUCAACAACAAGAGUUAUUUCAGCAGCACAUUGUGUCGAUGUUGUUACUCAAGCUGAAGUUGUUCUUGGCGGUCACUUCAUUAAUAACCGUGAUGAACCAGCACAAGUUAGAGUUAUCGUUCCCAGAAGUGGAUUAGUCUGGCAUGAAUCGUACAAUCCCAACAAUCUUAAUAACGAUGUCGCUAUUCUAAUGUUCCCAUCUCCAGUAACACUUACCCCUCAAAUUCAACCAAUUGCACUUCCAGACGGUGCUGACCUUCAAAAUGACUUUGCUGGUGAACUUGCAACAGGCUCAGGAUGGGGAAGAUUUGGAAGUGCAAAUGUUAUUUCGGAAUUCUUACGUUAUGUUCAAUUGAAUGUCAUCACUAAUGCAGCUUGCAGAAUUCGCUUCCCAGGAAUCAUCGUUGAUAGCACAAUUUGCACAUCUGGUGAUGGAAUUGUUGGUGCAUGUAACGGAGAUUCCGGUGGUCCUUUGACUGUCCAGAGAAAUGGUGAAAGUAUGCUGAUUGGAGUAGCUUCAUUCGUAAGUGGUUUGGGAUGUGAAUCUGGUUGGCCAACUGGCUGGGCUCGCGUAACUUCCUUCGUUCCAUGGUUCCGUGCCCGAAUGUAAAUUAAGAUUCAAAAUGCUUAAGUCAGGUUGAUAAGAUUUCAAUUAUUUUAUGCCUUUGAACUUAUAGAGAUAAAAUGUGAUAACAAUAAAAAAAAUGCUGACAUCAGCGCAUUGCAACAGCUUUAAAAUGAAA